AUGUUUUUCACUUUGCGGAAUCACCCAGAAUGGCAAAGGGACUGUGGGUUAGUACCCCCACAGGACCCUAUGGUGCUCGCACUUGAACGAGAAAGAGACAUAAGGCGAAAACUUCAGAAGCUGCGUCCUACGGAAAGUAGGAAUCUGGAGGUAUUGUUAGAGGAGGCGUGGAAAGUGUUUAGCAACAGGGAAGAAGAAUGUCGACAAGGACAGAUGAAGUUGAUGGCCACUCUGGUUCAGAGACCGGCCAGGCAACGACCGCGGCUGGGGCGGGAUCAGUGUGCUUUGUCUCUCCUGGGGAGGGACUUGCUGGAACAACUGGAAGCAAAAAUUGUCUUUAAAAAAGGGGAAGUCACCUUGGAGGUAAAAGAUCAGCAGUACAUUCAAGUGCUGAGUCUAAUUCUAACUAGUUUUUCGUCAGGAGGAGAAAUUAGUGAGGAAAUUUUAGACCAAGUAUAUCCGGGAGUCUGGGCUACUGAUGUACCUGGAAGGGCGAAAAAUGCACUACCAAUUGAGGUUAGGAUCAAGGAAGGUCAACGACCGGUGAGAAUUAAACAGUAUCCUUUAAAAAGGGAGGAUAGGGAAGGAAUCCGACCAGUAAUAGAAAAAUUUUUGCAAUUAGGGUUACUAAAAGAAUGUGAGUCUGAGUUCAAUACCCCUAUACUGCCCGUUCGGAAACCUGAUGGGUCGUAUAGGGUGGUUCAGGACUUACGGGCUGUGAAUAGAAUAGUUGAAGAUCUCCACCCAGUAGUAGCAAACCCUUAUACCCUGUUAACUGUAUUAACACCAGAGUUGAUUUGGUUUACUGUCUUAGAUUUGAAGGACGCCUUCUUUUGCCUUCCUCUCCAUAAAGCCAGCCAAAAAUUGUUUGCAUUUGAAUGGGAAAAUCCUAAAACUGGUCGAAAGACCCAGCUCACCUGGACGGUGUUGCCACAAGGGUUCAAGAAUAGCCCUACCCUUUUUGGCAACCAGCUUGCAAAGGACUUGGAAUCCUGGGAAGCUCCAUCCGAAAAAGGAAAACUAUUGCAAUACGUGGACGACAUUUUGAUCGCUACUGAGACAGAAGAGGACUGUGCAACGUGGACGGUGAGCUUGUUAAAUUUUUUAGGACUACGGGGGUAUCGGGUCUCUAAGAAGAAAGCCCAGGUGAUACAAUGCAAAGUAAACUACCUGGGCUAUGAGAUCACUGCGGGGCAAAGAACUUUGGGACAGUCCCGUAAGGAGGCCAUAUGUCAAACCCCGAAACCUCAGACAGUAAAAGAAUUAAGAACCUUCUUGGGAAUGACGGGGUGGUGCAGGUUAUGGAUCUAUAAUUAUGGACUGCUUGUUAAGCCCCUGUAUGCGCUAACGAACACCAAACAGACGCACCUCGAAUGGGAUAAGGAGGCUGAGCGAGCCUUCGAUUCACUGAAGAAGGCUUUGAUGUCGGCCCCGGCUCUAGGACUUCCAGAUGUGAGUAAACCGUUUCUUCUCUUUUCUCAUGAGAAGCAGGGCAUUGCCCUGGGAAUACUGGCACAAGACCUAGGUCCAUACCGACGAGCUGUCGCCUACCUCUCUAAACAACUAGAUGCGACUGCAAAAGGGUGGCCUGGGUGUCUGCGAGCGGUGGCUGCCCUGAUACUGAACAUACAGGAAGCUCGGAAGUUCACUCUGGGCCAGAAAAUGACUGUCUAUGUGUCACAUACAGUAGUCGGCACUUCUUUCCUCAGCGGUAACGUGGGGGAACCAGUGCACCAUGACUGUCUGGAAACAAUUGAGGCAACAUACUCAAGUCGCCCUGACCUGAAGGAAAGCCCCAUGAAGGAUGAGGAGAACUGGUUCACAGACGGAAGCAGUUACGUCCUGAACGGUAAUCGACACGCGGGGUAUGCCGUUACCACCAGUCAAAAGGUAAUAGAAUCAGGACCUCUGCCUGCAAAUACUUCUGCACAAAAGGCAGAAAUAAUCGCUCUAACUCGAGCCCUGGAACUGGCCAUGGGUAAGAUCAUAAACAUAUACACGGACUCCAAAUACGCUUUCGGACUUGUGCACGCACAUGGAGCAAUUUGGAAAGAAAGAGGACUAUUGAACUCCCAAGGGAAAAACAUCAAACAUGCGGAGGAAAUUUUUAAACUAUUAGAAGCUGUUCAACUUCCUGAGAAGGUGGUGAUUAUGCAUAUUAAAGCACACCAAAAGGUGAACUCUGAAUUGGAAAAAGGAAACGAGCUGGCGGAUAGGGAGGCAAAACGGGCUGCCAAAAUAGAGAUAAAGAUGGAAGGAGCACUUAUUCCCGAUAGGCAAAUUUCCCUGGAAAGUAAACCAGAAUAUACCAGGGAGGAUCAGAAACUUAUUGCAGAUCUGGAAGGGACAUAUAACAAGGAAGGGUGGGCUUAUACCCCACAGGGGAAGCUAAUUAUCCCCUCUCGUUUACUAUGGCAUUUCACACGAGAGGAGCAUAGAAAGAGACACUGGGGAGCAGAAGCUUUGUAUAGUCAUUUGAUAAAAGAGAUUGUAGCCAGAAAUUUGUACACCACGGUAAGGCAGGUGACUCGACAAUGCGACAUCUGCCUCCGGACUAAUCCCAAAAACGCUCCCAAACUAGAAAUGGGUCAAAUUGGGAAGGGCAACGGGCCUGGGCAACAGUGGCAAGUAGAUUUUACGGAAUUACCAAGAAAAGGGGGGUAUCGAUAUUUGUUGGUACUGACUGAUACCUUUUCAGGCUGGCCAGAAGCAUUCCCUACUAGAACAGCUAAGGCUCAGGAGGUAACUAAAGUACUGAUACAAGAAAUAAUACCACGAUUUGGGGUUCCGGCAAUCAUAUCCUCAGAUAGAGGACCACACUUUGUCUCAAAAGUAGUACAACAAAUUAGCCACCAUUUGGGUAUAGAUUGGCAGCUUCAUACCCCGUACCGCCCUCAGUCAAGCGGUCAAGUGGAAAAGAUGAACCACUUAAUCAAACAGCAAAUUGUAAAAUUGGGGCAAGAAGCAAACCUGACAUGGCCUCAGUCCUUGCCCUUGGCCCUUUUACGCAUACGGACAAGGCCAAGGGCAAGGGAAGGGCUAAGCCCCUUUGAAAUUUUAUAUGGACAACCAUACGGGGUACAAAAAGGAAUAUCCACACAAAUUGGAGAUGAAAUUAUGAGCUCCUACAUGGUGGCAGUUAGGGAAGCAACUCAAUAA
This is a messenger RNA of Tyto alba (common barn owl), 3159 nucleotides long. RefSeq lists its product as uncharacterized. The coding region runs from base 1 to 3159 and encodes 1052 amino acids. Gene Ontology annotation, molecular function: RNA-DNA hybrid ribonuclease activity; nucleic acid binding. The record is from RefSeq and is a predicted model, not a curated record. Lineage: Eukaryota; Metazoa; Chordata; Aves; Strigiformes; Tytonidae. The transcript is spliced from 4 exons. Gene Ontology annotation, biological process: DNA integration.